AACACGUGAACAAAACGGGUGAUUUCUACUGAACUAUAAUAUAACUCCUAGGAAUUAUAGUAUAGCUCAGUGGUUAUUUCACAAUCAAGUAUUAUAUAUGCCAUAGCCUGCAACGUACUCAAAUUACUAUGGAAACUAAGUGAGAUGUAUAUUGAGCGAUUCUUUCGGGAAACUUUAACUGCUAUGUACAAGUUCCACGGGAAACGGGCGAUAAUAGUACCGGUAGUGAUCUUCAUAGGAGCUACCUUCUACCUAUGGACUUGCUGUCAUUUCGACCAAUUAUAUCAGGCAGCAUUUUUUACACAAGAUCAGAAAGGAACGACAGCAUGGCUAAAAUUACAAGAAGAUGUUCAGUGGUCCAAGAUUGAACAAAGACCAAAACCCGACAUGAAGGAAAUUCACGAUAGAUGGAUCGUUGUCACUUCAGUGGCGUCUCCCACGAAUCAAGUGAAAAAUCUAUCAAAAAUCAAAGAAUGGAGACUUGUUGUUGUUGCUGACAUCAAGACACCGAAGGACUGGGGCUACCCAAAUGUGGUGUUCCUCAGCGUGGAGAAACAGAAGCAACUGGGUUACAGAACUACUGAUCUCCUACCUUUUAAGAGUUAUUCACGGAAAACCAUCGGCUACCUUUAUGCUAUCGAACACGGCGCCAAAAUUAUCUACGAGACGGAUGAUGACAACUACCCAUAUGACGGAAACAUUGGAUUCAGACCAGAAGGCAAAGGCGAUUUUCUGGUUUACGCCAGUAAUCGCACUACCAUUAACAUUUACGAACAUUUUGGGCAAUCGAGUAUAUGGCCAAGAGGGUACCCCCUAGAGAAUAUUGGUGAUCCAGUGCAACACACGUUUGUAAAAUGCGGGGAGGUUAUGCCACUCAUACAACAAGGUGUGGUCAACGGGGAUCCGGAUGUGGACGCUAUAUUCCGUUUGACUCGCAAGGAUAGUGGAGUUAAACUCGAUGUUGAAUUCGACUCAAAUGCACCGCCAGUCUUAUUGCCCCGAGGAAGCUAUGCCCCGUUUAAUUCUCAGAAUACGUUGUUCUUAUAUGAUGCAUUUUGGGGACUAAUGAUGCCACCCGGACCUGCGAUGCGGGUUACUGAUAUUUGGCGGGCCUAUUUGGAUAAGCGCAUUUUGGAAGAAAUUGAUGGUUAUUUGGCGUUUUUCGGACCUAAUGCAUACCAAGAGAGAAAUGCGCACAGCUAUCUUGACGAUUUUAUCGACGAGAAAGCGCUUUACCACGACGCAGGGCGUUUUAUCGCUUUCCUAAGGAAAUGGAACACGACAAAAACCCACUUUUUUGACCGAAUUCUAGAAUUAACAGUCGCUUGCGUGAAAGAAAAAUUCCUUGAGCCAAUCGAUGCGCAUGUUAUGAAAGCAUGGUUGUCGGAUCUUAUCAGUAUAGGGUAUAAGAUACCCGAAUUACAAGAUCAAAAAGUCCCAUGUAGAAAGGUAUUAGAGCCACCGAAAGUUCUGAGAUUCAAAGAAAAACCAUCAUCGUAUAAUGGUUUGGGGAAAAAACUCAAGAAUAUUUUUUAGUUCAUUCUCGUUUUUA
Dendronephthya gigantea is the source of this 1552-nucleotide messenger RNA. Its product is annotated as probable glycosyltransferase STELLO1. Lineage: Eukaryota; Metazoa; Cnidaria; Anthozoa; Malacalcyonacea; Nephtheidae. Bases 145 to 1536 code for a protein of 463 amino acids. The transcript is spliced from 2 exons. The record is from RefSeq and is a predicted model, not a curated record.